This is a messenger RNA of Polychytrium aggregatum, 1589 nucleotides long. RefSeq names its product WD40-repeat-containing domain protein. The record is from RefSeq and is a predicted model, not a curated record. Lineage: Eukaryota; Fungi; Chytridiomycota; Chytridiomycetes; Polychytriales. The transcript is spliced from 13 exons. Gene Ontology annotation, molecular function: protein binding. The coding region runs from base 41 to 1453 and encodes 470 amino acids.
CAGAUCGUCCCAAGGCCCCACGAUACCAGACACACCGAGCAUGGAGGUCGACACACCUGAGCAGCGGCCGCAGGACACACCCGCCGCACAGACCCCUCCUGCCCAGCCCGAGAGCCAGCCGGCCCAUGCGGGAGGCAAUCCGUCAGCGACUUUGGCUGGCGCGGCGAUUGUCGAGGAGGAGCUCGACACCUAUCUGAACCCUGUCAGCCGAGAAACCGACGGAGUCAUUCUGCAUGACAACGAUAUCUGCUAUACCGUCACGCCCGUGGUCUCGGCUGGCCACCCUUGCAGUGUGUACUGCGUUGCAGCGACGAGAAACAUGCGAUGGGUCUACACUGGGGGCGAUGACGGCUUCAUCCGCAAAUUUGAUUUCGUACCUUCCAUGAACGGUGACUAUCCUCUGCCGCUGAACCAGCGCCACGGACUUGCCGAUUCGAUCAUCCGGGGAGGGCUGCUGAUCUCAGCAUGGGAAAACGAGGAAACGCUGCCGCGACCGAACGCCGCCGAUUCGGCACCGACAGAGAACCGCAUCUCACCAGUAUACAGCAUCGACGUUCAUUCGGAAGGAGCAUGGGUCGUUACCGGAUGUGAGUCCGGAGCCAUCAACAUGUGGACUGGACGACAUGACGAAGGGACGUGCUUCCACACUCUUCAGCACCACAAAAACUCGGUAUCAGUCCUCAAAAUCACGCCAGAUGAAACGGGACUGUUCAGUGGCUCGUGGGACAAGAGUGUGCUGCGCUGGGAUCUCAACGUUGGUAGGGUUGUUCGAGAGUUCUCCGGAGCAUCCUCCCAGAUUACGUCGAUAUCCCUGCGGCCAACUCCCAACACGGGCACGGGCCUGCCCAGCCGAAGCACCGAGAGCAUUCUCAUGUGCACGUCGUUUGACGGCUGCAUCGGCAUAUUCGACGAGCGGGUUCCAGGACGGCCGCAGAUCCGAAAGAUCCUGCCUCAAGGGUCGCCGCCAUGGGCGCUGUCGGCUUGCUGGAGUAACGAUGGAAAGCGGAUCUACUGCGGGAGGAGAAACGGCACCGUGGAUGAGUACGACUUUGCCGAGGGCAAGAUUUUGCGAACCCUUCGCCUGCCGCGGGACUCUGGAGCCGUAAGCCAGGUGAAUAUUAUGCCAAACGAUCGGCACUUGCUUUGUGCCUCAUACGACAACAUCCGUCUUUGGGAUCUGCAAGCAUCAGAGUCCAAGCCAACAGCAGCCGACUCGUCGGUUCCAUCCACCCCGAAUGCCGCCAAUCCGGUGACGCAGAGCAACCGGAGGCUCGACAUUGGCGAUAGCGCGUGUCCCUUCACGAUCGUGCCAGGGCAUCAUGGCGGGGUGCUUUCGAGUCUGUAUAUCGACGCCUCUAGAAAGUAUCUGAUCAGCGCAUCCGGCGCGCGAGGAUGGGACGGCGUCUCAACCAAUAUGUGUUUGUUCUACGAUGUGAAGCCGCAGCGACAGUGAGGCUACGCCCGAGUCCGGGCUGCAUGGUUCCUGCGAGCCAUCGGCAAGCGCCAUUGCCAAGCGCCAUGAGCAUGCCGGCGGUUUCCUGCCAGAGUGCUGCGAGUCCCACCCCGACCGCCAGGGCGAGCAGGGCGAG